UUACAGACAAACCAGUCAGUUUAACACAGUCAUUCCCAAUAGAAUGUUUUCUUUAAGAGUGAUUGUUGGUUUAUUGUUGGUCGUCUGGUCUACAGCCAGUAGUGUGGUCUUUGAAGAAUCACCCAGCACAUCUAACGAUAACACAAAUGUCGGUACUCGUAACGGGCCAUUUGAUGACAGUGUGGUGAUCGAGGCUGCUGGAUCUCCCUCCGGUGGAGAUGUCGAUUCACGAUUCUUUGGCUUAUUGGGAGGUGGCAAUCGGCCGUUCGGUGGUGGCGGUUUCGGCGGAGGUCAUCCCAUUGGAGCGACAAAGCCUGGUAGAUGUCCUGGCCUGUUAGGUCUAGGCCUUGGCCAACCUGAAGGUGGAUAUGGUGGAUUCGGCGGCUAUGGCGGCUAUCCCGGUGGAUAUGGUGGAUACCCUGGCGGAUAUGGAGGAUACCCCGGUGGAUAUGGAGGAUACGGUAACCAUCAUCCUCAUCACGGUGCUGGUGGAUAUGGUUAUCCUGGACAGUACGGAUACGGCGGCGGAUACAACGGUGGCUUCGGAUUCCGAAGCGCUGAUCAAGGAGGUGAAAGUGGAGAUAAGACAGAGCGUCGCAAGAGAUCCGACGAGGCUAACAAGGAAACUUCUGGGGGAGACGCUUCUGUCCAAGGACGUUCUGGUGGAGAGACCGAUCCUCGUUUCCUUGGUGCCAUCGGUGGUCUUUUAGGUCAACCUUGCUAUCAAGACUACCAAUGCCCGGGCCAGCUUAAGUGUUGCGCAAAAGCUCUUGGAAACCAAGCUUCCUGCCAACAACCUGCCUUACUUGGUUAAAUUUUUCGACUACGAUAACUGAGAGUUUUUCAUUCCUCUACCGAUUCCAAAUUUAUCUAAUAACUUAUAUACGCGUGAUAAUAAAUCACAUCCUCCUUUUUUAAAUAAAAUACAAGGAUUCAACUCUA
Molecule: messenger RNA, 942 nt
Organism: Daphnia magna
Lineage: Eukaryota; Metazoa; Arthropoda; Branchiopoda; Diplostraca; Daphniidae
Product: TATA-binding protein-associated factor 2N
Exons: 5
Coding region: 44-814 (256 amino acids)
Cellular component (GO): extracellular region
Molecular function (GO): peptidase inhibitor activity
Source: RefSeq, a predicted model, not a curated record